CGGUUUGUUUCAGUAUGGCGGCUGUUGCUGAGGGGACUGUCGACGCUGGGAUUUAUUGGAUUACCGACACAUCAGAAGACGAGCAGGCUGUGGCGUUUGUUCCAGGAGUGAGCAAAAAGAUGGGACUGAAGUCAGUGUCCGUUGGUAGUAAUCAGGUGAAGAACAGAGGCAGGAUCGUUUCUAACCCUGAACAAGCACAUGGGAAGAAGUCGAGCAAGAUGACAGACACACCUCUGGUGAAUUCUUUAUUACAGAAGACCUCUGCAUUUUCAGCUCAACCCAAAACCUCUCCCCAGGUGUCAGAUGCUUUACAGGCUCAGGAAAUUUCUCAUAAACUGCAGAUCAAAAGCAAGGCUUCACUGAAGGACCUCUGUUCAGAAGACAAGCGUCGCAUUGCCAACCUGAUUGAGGAGCUGGCGAGGGUAAGUGAGGAGAAAGAGGAGUCGGUACAGAGGCUCCGAGAUGAACAGGAGACGUUUGAGAAAAAGAUUCAGCAGCUUGAAGAACAAAAUGAACUCAUCGAACAGGAAAGAGAAAGCUUAAAGCAGCAGUACAGGGAAUGUCAGGAGCUGCUGGGACUCUAUCAGCAGUAUCUUUCCCAUCAGCAAGAAAAACUCAACAAGUCCAUCGCCCAGGCCAGUCAGUCCCACUCACACUGCAAGAGUGCCCGCAGUGCGAGAACAUCACGCAGUGCCCACGGUGGCAGAGGUGCUGCUCUCGACGGCUCCUACUUGGAUCUCCCUCCUCCUGGAAACAGGCCCGAGUCGGUGGUCUGCACUCACUCGAUUACAAACAUCCCACCCUCCACGCCCUCGUGUUGUGGUCGGCACCACGUCAGCCUUGAGCAUGGUACUCUGCAUGCCCACGGGUGUCCCGGAGGGGAACGGACCGAUCCUGCACACGUUAUGCAAUCGAACAGGGAGCAGGUGGCCGCGAGGUCCUGUGGCGCCCCGGUGCCCAGGUGCUCACGGCACAGCUUGGGACCAACAAACGUGGAGGAUUGUGGCGUGGAGCACAGCGAGACGCUGCCCCCCGUCGGCAGGCAGGACUGGGAGGCAAAGCGCCAGCGUUUGCUGCUUCAGAAGAAGCAGCUGGAGGCGGAGAGAGAGAAGCUGCAGGCUCGAUUAGCCGAACAAGAGGAGAGGCUGCUGAGACAGAACCAGGAGCUCCGGCAGUCCCGCCUCAACCACAGCAGGUUCCAGCAAGCAGUUCAAGCCGAAUUAGGGCCGUCUUUUAAUCGAACUGCUCUUAAUGAAGAUCCUCAACGCGGCGCAUCCGUGAAUUUACCCAGCAGUGAAGAAGUCGCGGGUGGGCUGCAGGUUCUGAAGGGAAGUGUCAGACGGCCGGUAAAUGAUGUUCAACCUUCAGAGAGGAAUAUUCACCCGCCUCAGCCCACACUUGUACACGAAGUCCCUGCGGUUACAAAGCAGGAUAUGGGUACCUCUCCUGUGCGCUCCCAGAACUUCCACCCUCCUCCACCCCUGGUUCCUUCAAGCUAUCCCAGAACCCCUGAACCACCCAAGUUGGACUCGUCUUUAAUUGAGCUCUUGGACAUUUUCAGUCCCAUCGGUGAGACAGUGGGAGGCAGAUUAAACCUUACCGCUCACAGGAGUCUCACCGGUCCUCGCCAGCCUCACAGCGGUGUUCGUAACUCCCUGAUUUCUCCCAAAGCUCAGAUGAAGCCCUCACACGAAGAGCUGGAGGAGAGUCAGAUCCUGGAGGAUAUUUUCUUCAUCUGCUGAGAAGUUCACCCGAACCUUAAUGUGAACGCCGUAAGCCUUUUAAUAACGUACACGAGGUUUCACUGUUGCCUUUUAAUCUUAAUCAGACAGCACGAAGUUUUGUAAUAGUUAAGGCGUCUCUAAUGUUGUUGCUCUUUAAUCAGUUUUUGUGAUUCCUUCGUAACUCUAAAGUGUCGCUUCAUUAAUAAGGAAAGAAAUCAUGACUUGUUUUUGCUACUUGUUUUUCUUAACUUCACUUUUAUAUCUGUUAAUAAACCUAUUUA
Trichomycterus rosablanca is the source of this 2005-nucleotide messenger RNA. RefSeq names its product KIAA1328 ortholog. NCBI's taxonomy places the organism in Eukaryota, Metazoa, Chordata, Actinopteri, Siluriformes, Trichomycteridae. Bases 15 to 1742 code for a protein of 575 amino acids. The record is from RefSeq and is a predicted model, not a curated record. The transcript is spliced from 11 exons.